Striga asiatica is the source of this 1323-nucleotide messenger RNA. The record is from the annotation of a GenBank genome assembly. Lineage: Eukaryota; Viridiplantae; Streptophyta; Magnoliopsida; Lamiales; Orobanchaceae.
GUUAAAUUUAUUCUUUGUUAUUCAUCAUGCAUUUAAAUUGGUAAUUCGAUUUCAUAAAGUUUCCACAUCUUCAAAAUAAUCGCAGUACAUUUUCAGUUUUUGUCUCUGCGCCUAUUUUCUUCAGUUCCAGCAAUUACCCUCGAAUCGUACUUAAUUCAUUCCCUUCGCUAUUUCCUUUCGGGGAUUCUGUGGCAGCAGACUUGCUGAGCAGCCACACGAUGUACGCUGAUCGAGUGGAAGCUCAGGCUAAUAGAUCGAUUAAGGAGCGCCUGAACGGCAAUUCGGCCGCUACUUCCAGUCGUCGAAGGCCUAUCUCCGGCAAGAGACGGAGAGAAGAUGAUGGCAACUGGGAGCAUGAUCUUUUUGAGGGUAACAGGCCUCAGGUUUCAAAUCACAGAGUUGGUGUGAAGGAUCUUCGUCUGAAGCUUCAAAGGAAAAGCAUUGGGCAAGCUACUCAAAAUGCUAGAGGAUCUGCUCUUGGCGGUGCAAGGGAUUUACGUGAGAAGCUCUCUGGGUCACUUUAUUCUGGUCGUAUUGAGUCUCAUCCAGCGCCAUUGAGAUCAAAGCCUGCACCUGAAGCCAGUAAACCUGCUAGGAGUAGUGCCAUCACUGAAGCCCCGGCUCGAGAAACAAUGAAGAUUGCUGCCUCUAUACCAAAAAAUAAGAAACAGAAGGUUGAGACGGUGAAUGGUUUCUUGCAGUCCCUGGGUCUCGAGAAAUAUACAAUAACAUUUCAGGCUGAAGAAGUUGAUAUGACAGCAUUAGUACACAUGGGUGAUGAAGAUCUCAAGGCCAUGGGAAUACCAAUGGGUCCGAGGAAAAAGAUACUUCUGGCACUGGAAUCGAAAGUAUGAUAAUUGAGUGGAGUAAGCCAGUUGUUCUUCAGAUCAUCUGAUUGUAUACAGGAGUGGACCGACCAUCAAUCAAUCUACUAGUGGCCUAUUGUCAUACAGGUUACAGCUUUUCUGGAGUAGAGUUCCAAAUUGUGUCGUCGAAAAUGGCUUCAAUGGGCAUGUAAUUGUAGUUUAAACAUAAAUUAUUGAGGAAUGGGAUCUCUGUGAGUUUUUUGCUUUAAUGUAUUGAGCUGAUUGGUUCGUCCAGUUAAUUCUCCAUAUUGUCGAGCUGAUAGCUUAACUGUUGAUAUAUGCAUAUUUUAUUUUUGAGCUAUAUGUUGAAGCAUGCCUAGUCUGUAUGUGCUUGGAUUAUUUGGUUUGGCUUGACUGAUGAUUUUUUUAUUAUUAUGUACCAAUCCUGAAUUACAGAGAAAUUUCGUUGUGUCAAAUAUAAUGCAGUAACAGGUGUAAAUAUGUGACUUAUAUACCC